Messenger RNA from Cyprinodon variegatus (sheepshead minnow), 1824 nucleotides. It is a transcript of the gene pla1a, whose product is annotated as phospholipase A1 member A. Gene Ontology annotation, biological process: lipid metabolic process. The transcript has 11 exons. Gene Ontology annotation, molecular function: carboxylic ester hydrolase activity; lipase activity. The coding region runs from base 293 to 1684 and encodes 463 amino acids. Lineage: Eukaryota; Metazoa; Chordata; Actinopteri; Cyprinodontiformes; Cyprinodontidae. The record is from RefSeq and is a predicted model, not a curated record.
UAAAGGGAAAAGCAGAGACAGGAGGUUGUUAUGGAUGCAUGAAGGCUUCAACGGGAUUGGUUUUCUUAGGAGUAAAGAAACAUAUCCUUCUCAGCGCAUUCAGAGCUUUCUGGUCUUGCUUCAUACCUGCUGACCCUCAGUUUAAGCCGGAGUUUUGUUCCAGAGCUUCAGAGCUGAGAUUUCCUCCCUCUUCCAUCGUCCUGCAGAGCACAAACAGAGCAGCUGAGGCUUGUUAAGCUGUAAGUAAAGCUCUCUGGCAGCCAGCAGCCUGAUUCACCGUUCAAUCACAGAAAUGCUUUGGGAGGACAAAGCCAUUCUCCUCAGCAUUCUGCUGGUCUACAGUUCACCACAAACGCUGGCUGCAGGUGAGAAGCUGGAUGAUGUUCAGUGUGCUGAGAUCAACAACACCAGAUGGCAUGAGUACCGACAGAAUAUGGGCAAACUGGAGGUCCAAUAUCUGCUGCUGACCAGGAAAAAUCCAGACUGUGCACAAAGGUUUGAUCAGGACUAUGUUGGCAAUACAACGUCUUACUUUAACACCUCCCGUCCAACUAAAGUUAUCGUCCACGGAUACAGGGCCCUGGGAAGGAAGCCAUCCUGGGUGACGGAUUUGGCCCAGGCCCUGCUCAGGGCUCAGGAUGCGAAUGUUGUGGUGGUGGACUGGAUUUAUGGCGCUUCUUUCGCAUACAACCUGGUGGUGCAGAAUUACAAGGAGGUGGCUUUGCAGAUUUCUGUUCUCAUCAACCAGCUACAGAAGCAUGGCUGCAAACUGGAAUCCUUCCACUUCAUUGGGAUCAGUCUUGGAGCACAUGUAGCCGGCUUUGUGGGAACUCUGUUCGAGGGAAGGAUCGGAAGAAUCACAGGACUUGACCCUGCUGGUCCCAUGUUUAAAGAUGCUGACGUUUUUGACCGGUUAGACCCCACUGAUGCUCUAUUCGUGGAGGCCAUACACACAGACUCUGAUUACUUUGGCAUCUCUAUUCCUGUAGGUCAUGUGGACUUCUUCCUAAAUGGAGGGAUGGACCAGGCUGGAUGUGUUCGAUCCAGAUUUGCCUCAAUGUUUCUGUUAUUUCCAGUGUACGGCUAUGUGAUUUGUGACCACAUGAGGGCGCUGCAUGUCUACAUGAGCGCGCUAAAUGGCACGUGCCCGUUGAUGGGGAUCCCAUGCUCCUCAUAUGAGGACUUCCUGCAGGGUAGCUGCUUGGACUGUGGGGUCUUCAAGGGAAGAUGUCCAGUGAUAGGUUUAAAAGAAAAUAGCGGGAUUGCCACAUCACCCAUUCCAGAAAAGCAGAAAGUCUUCCUCCUCACGACGUCUUCAUCACCGUUUUGUGCUCAUCAUAUCCUGCUGAGGCUGGAAGUUUCCCCGUUGGAUAAGCGUGCAGAGGUGGAAGUCACACUGCUGACAGGGAAUGAGGAAACAGAGCACCGGUUCAGACUUCAGACUGAUGUGACGGUGUAUCAGAAAGUGUUGGCUCACCCUGCCGCCCUGUGCGAGAUCAGUUCCAUCAGACUGAAAAACACAGGAGCUCGACUCUACAGGCAGGGAGACAUCCACAUCAAGUCUGUCUGCGUCUCAGAGCUCCCCCAACCCCGGCACGAGGAGCCGCUGUGUGUGAAUCACAUCGACAUCAGGCGAGGAGUUCCUUGGUCACAUGACUUUGUACAGGUGUGCGGGACUUUGUGAUCCACUUCAAGGACACUAAUGAAGAUCUUUGAAUUAAAGCUAACUAUGUUACCAUGGAGACAUGCUUUCUCAUUAUAAAGUUUAAUUUGUAAAAUAUAAAUACAAGAGAAAACUCUAUUGAAGAAAUUUUGAUCUGAACU